Messenger RNA from Nematolebias whitei (Rio pearlfish), 771 nucleotides. RefSeq names its product carboxypeptidase D. The transcript has 3 exons. Bases 1 to 771 code for a protein of 256 amino acids. NCBI's taxonomy places the organism in Eukaryota, Metazoa, Chordata, Actinopteri, Cyprinodontiformes, Rivulidae. The record is from RefSeq and is a predicted model, not a curated record. Gene Ontology annotation, molecular function: zinc ion binding; metallocarboxypeptidase activity. Gene Ontology annotation, biological process: proteolysis.
AUGGGUGAAACUUACGAUAAAUACUACAAUUACGUAGACCUAACCGAGCGGUUCCGGUCUCUGGCGCAGAGACACCCGCACAUAGCGAACCUGUCGAGCGUAGGUCGGUCUGUGGAGGGCAGGGAGCUGUGGGUGAUGCGGAUCACUCUGGACCCGGAAAAGGACUCGCCGGGGAGACCCAGGUUCAAAUACGUCGGGAACAUGCACGGAGACGAAACCGUGUCCAGACAGGUGCUGGUUUACCUGGUGGAGUAUUUGCUGAGCAGAUAUGGAGAGGAGCCCCGCGUUACGGAGCUGGUGAACAGCACGGACAUUUACAUCAUGCCCAGCAUGAACCCGGACGGGUUUGAAAGGUCCAAGGAGGGGGACUGUACCGGGGUGACCGGGGGUCGAGAUAAUUCUAAAUUCAGCGACCUGAACAGGAGUUUUCCUGACCAGUUCGACGGGACGACUGUGGAUCCAGGUCACAUACCUGAGGUCAUGGCUGUGAUCAGGUGGAUUCAGGAGAAAAAUUUUGUUCUGUCAGGGAACCUGCACGGGGGCACAGUGGUUGCCAGUUACCCUUUCGAUGACUCUGCCACCCACCACCUUCAGGGCUUCUACAGCCAAUCAGAUGACGACAGCUUGUUCCGUCACUUGGCCCUCGUGUACGCCCAGAAACACCCCGUGAUGAAAACCGGUCAACCCAACUGUCCCGACAGCCCCGAAGAAACAUUUUCAAAUGGUAUUACAAACGGGGCUCACUGGUAUGAUGUGGCAGGCCCGCUCUAA